UCGGGCUUGGCGCCGGCUCUCUCGUACGGUCGUCGGUAGGUGUACGCAGAGUGCGUCCAUCCCUCCCUUCUCCGCGGUGCUUCCGGGCUGCGUACGGAGCUUGCGCGUCUGGGUCCCGGGCUCCGCGCUGCCGCCGCUGCGGCCCAUGGGGAAAGUCGACCGGACGGGCCGGCAUUAACUGGAAGGAAAAUGUCCCUGUAUGAUGACCUGGGAGUGGAGACCAGUGAUUCGAAAACAGAAGGCUGGUCCAAAAACUUCAAGCUUCUGCAGUCUCAGCUUCAGGUGAAGAAGGCAGCUCUCACGCAAGCAAAGAGCCAGCGGACAAAGCAAAGUACAGUCCUUGCCCCAGUAAUUGACCUGAAGCGAGGGGGCUCUUCUGAUGACCGGCAGAUUGUGGACACCCCACCGCACGUAGCAGCUGGCCUGAAGGAUCCUGUUCCCAGUGGAUUUUCUGCAGGAGAAGUUUUGAUUCCCUUGGCUGAUGAAUAUGAUCCUAUGUUUCCAAACGAUUAUGAGAAAGUUGUAAAGCGCCAAAGAGAGGAAAGACAAAGACAGCGGGAACUGGAAAGACAGAAAGAAAUAGAAGAAAGAGAAAAGAGGCGCAAAGACAGACACGAAGCGAGUGGGUUUUCAAGGCGACCAGAUCCAGAUUCUGAUGAGGAUGAAGAUUAUGAGCGAGAGAGGAGGAAAAGAAGUAUGGGCGGAGCUGCCAUUGCACCACCCACUUCACUUGUAGAGAAAGACAAAGAACUACCCCGAGAUUUCCCCUAUGAAGAGGAUUCGAGGCCUCGCUCACAGUCUUCCAAAGCUGCUAUUCCUCCCCCGGUGUACGACGAGCAAGACCGGCCGAGGUCGCCAACCGGCCCCAGUAACUCCUUUCUUGCUAAUAUGGGCGGCACUGUGGCCCACAAGAUCAUGCAGAAGUACGGCUUCCGCGAAGGCCAGGGGCUGGGCAAGCACGAGCAGGGACUGAGCACCGCGCUGUCCGUGGAGAAGACCAGCAAGCGGGGAGGCAAGAUCAUCAUUGGUGAAGCUGUAGAGAAAGAUGCUUCCAAGAAAUCUGAUUCAAAUCCAUUAACUGAAAUACUUAAGUGUCCUACUAAAGUGGUCCUACUAAGGAACAUGGUUGGUGCAGGAGAAGUCGAUGAAGAGCUAGAAGUUGAAACCAAGGAAGAAUGUGAAAAAUAUGGCAAAGUUGGAAAAUGUGUAAUAUUUGAAAUUCCCGGUGCCCCUGAUGACGAAGCAGUACGGAUAUUUUUAGAAUUUGAGAGGGUUGAAUCAGCAAUUAAAGCUGUUGUUGAUCUGAAUGGGCGGUAUUUUGGUGGACGGGUGGUGAAAGCAUGUUUCUACAAUUUGGAUAAAUUCAGGGUCUUGGAUUUGGCGGAACAAGUUUGAUUAUAAAAAUGCAGAGCACGAGCCAUCACUGCUGACCCUUACGUGAGCUACAGGCUGAGCUGACAAGAGAAAGGCACAGCCUCAUGGCUGUUGGGUUCUGAGACUCUUGGAAGGACUUCUAAGAUACAUGUUGAUUGAUUCCUUUUUUAUUUUGUGGUUUUUUAAUAUAGUAUAAAAAUCCUUUAAAAAAAGCAGAACAAAACAAUUUGUGUGCCUCUCUGGUUGUUUCUCUUUUUAUUGCCACAUCUAAGUCGAUUACAUUUUUGCUAGGAUUUCAUGAUUCAUUCUCAAGUGAUUCAUUGACGCGGUAUGUCUUGUACUAAUGCCGUCGGAGAAGGUUUUCAGACAUGGGGUUACAUUAAGUUAUCUUUUGCUUUUUAAAAAAAUCUGCAAGUUACUAAACUAGCUUCAUAAAUUCUGUAAUACAGCUUCAUCUUGGCUGUCUGCCAAUGGUGAAAAUGCCUGCUUUCUCUAACAGAGAAAUUCUUAGGGACUCCGGUUGUAGAAAAAGCCUCUUAACCAUCUGAACUAAGAUCUGAAGACUCGUGAGCCCACCACAGCUUGUUUGGAUGAGUCCUUUGCCAUUACACUAAGUCAGACUCAGAGUUCGUAACGAAUUUAAGGGUUAAAGGGGUAUAGAAAUCAUGAACUAGCAUUUUGCUUUCAGCAAUUCAAGCAUAGUCUUUAGUGUAGAUCAGAAAUGGCAAGUUAAUUUCAAAACUUAGCAGGUGCAUUGGAAAUGUGUGCCCAAUUAUGUUUUGGAAAUGGCAGUUCCUUAGGGGUCAUGUUUCUGCUGCAAUGCGUUGCAGCAAUAUUAGUUAUUAUAUGUGAUUUUAAAUCUUAUAAAAAUCAGUUAAACAGUACUUAACUGCCAAUGAGUACAAUUAUGCAAAACCUGUACCGCUGAAAGAAAGGCAAUGGUGUGUAUGGUUUAAAAAUCUAGCCAGACCACACACAAAAAAGCAAAAACGACUUAGUACUGAGAUUCAUUGCCAGUGCAGGAGAUAUUUCCAGAAUAUACUUGUGCCUGUGUCUGUUCUUUGCUUGCCCGGAUCUCAAACUGUGACUGCUUAAAGACAUGGACCUGUGUUGUCUCUUUAGGGUCUGACAACAUGACAACUUAUUGUGACCCUUAACGUGGGGAACACACUCAACACACGUCUUUGCAUCCCUGGACUUGGUUUGGAGACAUAGGAAUAUUCUGACCCUUUUUAAAAAAGGAUUUCUCAUGUUUUUAUUUAACAUAAAUAAAAGAAUAACAUUUUC
This is a messenger RNA of Echinops telfairi (small Madagascar hedgehog), 2661 nucleotides long. It is a transcript of the gene RBM17, whose product is annotated as RNA binding motif protein 17. The transcript has 12 exons. The coding region runs from base 190 to 1395 and encodes 401 amino acids. The record is from RefSeq and is a predicted model, not a curated record. Gene Ontology annotation, cellular component: precatalytic spliceosome. Lineage: Eukaryota; Metazoa; Chordata; Mammalia; Afrosoricida; Tenrecidae. Gene Ontology annotation, biological process: alternative mRNA splicing, via spliceosome; mRNA cis splicing, via spliceosome. Gene Ontology annotation, molecular function: RNA binding.